Messenger RNA from Penicillium mononematosum, 687 nucleotides. RefSeq names its product putative nicotinamide N-methyltransferase Nnt1 (gene efm7). Bases 1 to 687 code for a protein of 228 amino acids. Gene Ontology annotation, molecular function: protein-lysine N-methyltransferase activity. NCBI's taxonomy places the organism in Eukaryota, Fungi, Ascomycota, Eurotiomycetes, Eurotiales, Aspergillaceae. The transcript is spliced from 4 exons. The record is from RefSeq and is a predicted model, not a curated record. Gene Ontology annotation, biological process: peptidyl-lysine dimethylation.
AUGGACGACGAAUUUGAUGCGGGGAAUAUGUUCCAGGACCCGGAAGGGUACUAUCCUGAAGAUGAGCCGCCCACAUUUGCCGAGCACACUAUGCUAUCAGGCCAGAAAGUGCGCGUCCGUCUUGUGGGCAGCCACCCCCUCUAUGGAAAUUUGCUAUGGAACGCCGGCCGAACCAGCUCUCAUUACAUUGAGGAGCACACCGAGGAUCUCAUCCGAAACAAGGAUGUCCUCGAGAUUGGUGCCGCAGCAGGCGUUCCUAGCAUCGUGAGCGCCAUUCAGGGCGCCCGGACAGUGGUAUUGACCGAUUAUCCGGAUCCAGAUCUAGUUGGAAACAUGAAGUACAAUGCAGAAUUGUCGGCCAGUGCCAUUCCCGCGAGGGGAAGACGGAAAGCCCCGCCUCCACGUCGAUGGAUACAAAUGGGGCAGCGAUCAGACUAUGAAGAAGGACCCGAACUCUGUUGCUCUGGUUAUCUUCACUCCUACCAGCCUUGGCUGUUACCCAAGACUGAGCAAUUCUUCCCGUUGGCCGAGGCGAGUGGUUUCAAUGUCACCAAGAUUUUUGAGAAGGUGGUGGAUGCGGUGCUGUUCGAGAAUGACCCUGGCGACGAAAGACUUCGAAGAACCGUGUUCGGAUAUGAAAUCCGAUGGGCGCAGGAUCAAUUGGAGGAUUCAUCCAAAACUGUUUGA